Gavialis gangeticus (Gharial) is the source of this 6614-nucleotide messenger RNA. RefSeq names its product intersectin 2 (gene ITSN2). Bases 1292 to 6595 code for a protein of 1767 amino acids. The record is from RefSeq and is a predicted model, not a curated record. The transcript is spliced from 39 exons. Gene Ontology annotation, biological process: positive regulation of Rho protein signal transduction; intracellular signal transduction. NCBI's taxonomy places the organism in Eukaryota, Metazoa, Chordata, Crocodylia, Gavialidae. Gene Ontology annotation, molecular function: guanyl-nucleotide exchange factor activity; calcium ion binding; protein binding.
UUAUUCAACAAAAUGUGCCAUAUUCGUUGCUCUUUCCUGAACAGUAGUUACAGAUUUUAGUCUCAAAGUAGAAGGUGAGGAGCCGUAUACUUUUCCAUGUCAAAGUUAAAAUGAUUCCCUUGAGGCACCAUCUUAUGCAUGGUGUUUUAAGUCAAGAUUGUUCAGCUGGCAGAGCUUGGGCUGCAUGCAGCCCAGGAAGGGUUAGUUUGCAGCCACUGAACUUCCACCCUAUCACCACUCCUGCCAUCACUCCAUCUGCAGCAUCAGCAUCAAAAGGCUUUGGGGUCUCCCUCCCUUUGGAUUCUGAUUCCUGCCCCACCCCAGGGCACAGGGCAGAACAGCCCACAAUGCUGGAGAAACCCAUGGCAUGGGGCCCUGGCAUGGUGUGGUGCAGCAGAGCAGUCCACAACCAGGGAGCUGAAAUUGUGCUUGGGGCACCUGUGCCCGCACAUGGUACAGCAGUUGGGCGGGAAGAGCCCAUGUGUUUGGCUCGGGGGGAAGUUCCCAGGUGGCCUGUGGCCUGCAGCACACAGCCUCUAGCUGCUAAGAAGUUGGAGAGCUUUGUUUCAGGUCAUUAUCUGAGUUCAUUAUCCGUUAAAAUGGUUAGUACCUAACUGAGGCACGUUGUAAGUAUAUUAGUUAAUGUUUUGCAAAUAUGGAGAACUAGUAAGUGUUAAGUACUCCUGAAAUGUGACAAAGCAGAAUAUACUGUAGUCAUUAGUAAGGAAUAUAGCAUGUCAUACCAGGUCAUAGUAAGAAAUAAUUGCAUCUUAUUUUGAAAGGAUAUUCUAUUGAGAACUAUCAGACAGUGAUUUCUUCUGGUCUUGAUAAACUAGCAAAAAAGCAAUGACUUCAUAAUAGUAUUAGGUACUGGUGUUAUGUGCAGGAAAAUUGACUGUGCAAUUUCAUUAUCAGUUAGUUAUUUAUAGAAAGCAGUGGGUUUCUGCCGAAACACUUGCAGGUUCUGUGGAAAGUCAUGUAUGCAAUAUUGAACUGACAAAUUUGAGUAUCACGCUUCCUUUUGUUUUAUAAAUAGAGAAAAUCUAUAAAUUGUAACUUCAAAAAAUAUUAAUGGAAGUCAGGAAAGGUCUGUUAGGUGGUCCAGGCCAUCCUCUUUCCAGUGAAGGAUUGUUCUGUGCAGCAUGUGUCUCGGUGUGUUGUCAAGCCUGCGUGGGUGGGUCUUAAGCAGUAUGCGCACGGUCGACACAGUUUUCCUUUAAGAACGUGCUACUAGGUUCAAAACUACACUGCAUACCCAAUGGCUAAAAGCUAGCAAGGCACAUUCGGGACCAUGAUGGCUCAGUUUAACACAGCCAUGAAUGGAGGGCCAAACAUGUGGGCUAUCACAUCUGAGGAGCGGGCGAAGCAUGACAAGCAGUUUGAUAGCCUUAAACCCACAGGAGGAUACAUUACAGGUGAACAAGCACGCACCUUUUUCUUACAGUCAGGUCUACCAGCUUCUGUCCUGGCUGAAAUAUGGGCUCUAUCAGACCUGAACAAGGAUGGGAAGAUGGAUCAACAGGAAUUCUCCAUAGCCAUGAAACUAAUCAAACUAAAAUUACAAGGACAGCACCUCCCAAUGGUCCUCCCUCCUAUCAUGAAACAGCCUCCAGUAGUAUUCUCUCCAUUAAUUUCUGCUCGCUUUGGAAUGGGUAGUAUGCCAAACCUGUCCAUCCCAACAUCUGUGCCUACAGUUGCACCUUUAACUCCCAUGUCAUCCCUGGCUUCGGUGACUUCAGUUCCUCCUUUGGUUAUCUCUGCUCCCCUGGUGCCUUCUGUUAGUACAUCAUCAUUGCCAAAUGGAACAUCUGGUCUCCUUCAGCCUUUAUCUCUGCCUUUCUCUUCAGCAUUGCCUCAUACUGGCUCCUUGAGUCCCAUGACAGGAGGGUUUGGUGGUACUAACAUUCAAAAGGCACAGUCUCUGAUCGAUUUAGGAUCUAGCAGUUCAAAUUCUUCCUCUACUACUUCACUAACUGGGAGUUCACCCAAGACUGGAUCCUCAGACUGGGCUGUUCCUCAGGCCUCCAGAUUAAAAUAUAGACAAAAAUUUAACAGUCUCGAUAAGGGCAUGAGUGGAUAUCUAUCAGGUUUCCAAGCAAAAAAUGCCCUUCUUCAGUCUAAUCUUUCCCAGACUCAGCUGGCUACAAUUUGGACACUUGCUGAUAUUGAUGGUGAUGGACAGCUGAGGGCUGAUGAGUUUGUGUUAGCCAUGCAUCUUACUGAUAUGGCCAAAGCUGGAAAACCUCUGCCACUGACACUUCCCCCGGAAUUGGUACCUCCUUCUUUCAGAGGUGGAAAGUAUGCUGAAAAUAUUAAUGGAGUACUGCAAUCUUACCAGCAAACACAAGAAGAAGAGCCCCAGAAAAAACAGCCAGUUACAUUUGAGGACAAGAGGAAAGCAAACUAUGAGAGAGGAAACAUGGAACUGGAAAAACGCCGUCAGAUCCUGCUGGAACAGCAGCAGAGAGAGGCAGAGCGUAAGGCCCAGAAAGAAAGAGAAGAGCAGGAACGAAGAGAGAGGGAACGGCAGGAACAGGAGCGAAAAAAGCAGCUUGAACUGGAAAGGCAGUUGGAGAAACAACGAGAGCUGGAAAGACAGAGGGAGGAAGAGAGGAGGAAAGAAAUAGAAAGACGGGAGGCAGCAAAACAGGAACUUGAGCGCCAGCGGCGACUAGAAUGGGAGAGAAUUCGGCGCCAAGAUCUUCUUAAUCAACGAAAUCGGGAACAAGAAGAAAUUGUCAAGUUAACUGCUAGGAAGAAGAGCCUUAAUCUUGAAUUAGAAGCCCUGACUGACAAGCAUCAGCAGAUCUCAGGCAGACUGCAGGAUGUGCGAAGCAGAAAACAAAUCCGGAAAAGUGAGCUGGAAGCUCUAGAUAAGAAAUAUGACUUGGGAAUUAUGGAAAUCAAACAGCUGCAACAACAGCUUCAGGAAUAUCAGAAUAAGCUAAUCCAUUUAGUUCCUGAAAAACAGUUGUUAAAUGAGAGAAUUAAAAAUGUGCAGCUGGACAACUCUAAUAGUCCAGGAAUCAAUUCUGUAUACAAGAAAUCCUUAGAAAAGGAAGAAUUGUGCCAAAGACUUCGGGAACAACUAGAUGCCCUAGAAAAAGAAACUGCUUCCAAACUCUCUGAAAUGGAUACAUUUAAUAGUCACCUUAAGGAACUAAGAGAAAGCUACAGCACACAGCAGUUAGCUCUUGAGCAGCUCCACAAAAUAAAACAAGAUAAAAUAAGAGAGGUAGAAAAAAAAAGAGCUGAGCUGGCACAGAAAAAGCGACUGGAGGAUGAGGCUGCAAGGAAAGCAAAACGGGAGAAGGAGAACCAAUGGCAGGAAAAUAUCCGAAAGGAAGAAGAAGAGAAAAAAAAGCGACUACAUGAAGAGCGAAUACAGGAAAAAAUUCAAGAAGAAAGGCUAAAAGCAGAAGAGGUAGCUGCUCAGAUGAGAGAGAGAGAGUCCCAACAGCAAAAGCACAAGGAGGAAGAGAGGAAAAAGCAAGCUGAAACUCUGAGAGAAACAGAGCAACAAAGGCAGAGACAACUAGAAGACGACCGAAAAAAGCAAGAACAGAUUGCAAGACAAGCUGAGGAGCGGCGUAAACAGCAUGAAGAAGUAAAGAAAAGAAAAGACACGACCAAUAUGCAAGAGUCAGAGAAACAAGCUUCUAAAUUAAACUUAAAUGAGAAAUUGGCAGGUUUAUUGAAACAAACAGAUGGUCGGAAUCUUAAGCCACCAGGGAAAAAUGAAGGCAAUGCUGUUAGUACCUCAGAAUCUAGGAAUUCAGUUGCCUUGGUAAAUUACAGAGCUUUAUACCCAUUUGAAGCAAGGAAUCACGAUGAGAUGAGCUUUAAUUCAGGAGAUGUAAUUCAGGUUGAUGAAAAAACCACAGGAGAGCCUGGUUGGCUUUAUGGAAGCAUUCAAGGACGUUUUGGCUGGUUUCCUUGCAACUAUGUAGAAAAAAUACUAGAAGGGGAAAAAGCUUUAUCUCCUAAGAAGGCCUUACUUCCUCCUACAGUAUCUUUAUCUACUACCUCAGCUCCUGCAGAACCACUUUCACCCAAUAAAUCAGGAGAAGAAUCUGAUUACCAAAACGUAUCUUUUUCAAGCCUAAAUGUUAACACAACCUGGCAGAAGAAAUCCGCUUUUACUCGUACUGUAUCCCCAGGAUCUGUUUCGCCCAUUCAUGGACAGGGACAAGCUGUAGAGAACUUAAAAGCACAGGCACUUUGCUCUUGGACUGCAAAAAAAGAAAACCACUUGAACUUUUCCAAAAAUGAUAUCAUCACUGUGUUGGAACAGCAAGAAAACUGGUGGUUUGGAGAGGUACAUGGAGGAAGGGGCUGGUUUCCUAAAUCCUAUGUCAAGCUCUUACCUGGAAAUGAAAGCAAACGAGAGGAACCAGAAGCAGUUUAUGCAUCUGUAAAAAAGAAACAUAACAUGCCAUCUUAUACACCUGGAGAGGAGUAUGUAGCACUGUAUUCUUAUUCAAGCUCCGAACUUGGUGAUUUGACUUUCACUGAAGGUGAUGAAAUAUUAGUGACACAGAAAGAUGGGGAAUGGUGGACAGGAAGCAUUGAUGACAGAACUGGAAUCUUUCCCUCAAACUAUGUCAGACCAAAGGAUCAAGACGGUUCUGGUGCUGCUGGAAAAACUGGGACCGUAAACAGGAAACCUGAGAUUGCUCAGGUUACUACAGCCUACACUGCAUCUGGGACAGAACAGCUUAGUCUGGCUCCAGGACAGCUGAUACUCAUUUUGAAGAAAAAUGCUAGUGGAUGGUGGCAAGGAGAGCUGCAGGCAAGAGGAAAAAAGCGACAGAAGGGGUGGUUUCCUGCCAGCCAUGUGAAAUUAUUGGGUCCAAGCAGUGAGAAAACCACUCCUACUGCUGCCUCAGUGUGUCAAGUAAUAGCAAUGUACGAUUACUUGGCAAAUAAUGAAGAUGAGCUCAGUUUCUCCAAAGGGCAGUUUAUUAAUGUACUGAGCAAAGAUGAUGCUGAUUGGUGGCAAGGGGAACUCAAUGGCAUGACAGGUCUCUUUCCUUCCAACUACGUGAAGAUGACCACGGACUCAGACCCGAGUCAGCAGUGGUGUGCUGAUCUCCAAAGCCUUGACACUAUGCAGCCAAUGGAAAGGAAAAGACAGGGCUACAUCCAUGAGUUCAUCCAGACGGAAGAGCGAUACAUGGAUGAUCUUCAGCUGGUCUUAGAGGUUUUCCAGAAACCCAUGGCUGAAUCAGGCUGUCUCACAGAAGGAGAAAUGGGACUGAUCUUUGUUAACUGGAAGGAGCUCAUCAUGUCAAAUACAAAGCUAUUGAAAGCCCUGCGUGUGCGUAAGAAGACAGGAGGAGAAAAAAUGCCCGUGCAGAUGAUUGGGGACAUCCUACCAGCUGAGCUCUCUCACAUGCAAGCCUACAUUAGGUUCUGUAGCUGUCAGCUCAGUGGAGCAACAUUGCUGCAACAGAGGACAGAUGAAGAUACGGAGUUCAAAGACUUUUUAAAGAAACUAGCCUCGGACCCUCGCUGUAAAGGGAUGCCACUUUCCAGCUUCCUGCUGAAACCCAUGCAGAGAAUAACCCGCUACCCCCUGCUCAUCAAGAAUAUUCUGGAGAACACCCCCGAAAAUCAUCCUGAUCACAGCAACCUGAAGCUGGCCCUGGAGCGUGCUGAGGAGCUGUGCUCUCAAGUGAAUGAAGGGGUGCGUGAGAAAGAGAACUCAGACAGACUGGAGUGGAUACAGUCGCACGUGCAGUGUGAAGGACUUGCUGAGCAACCGAUUUUCAACUCCCUCACAAACUGCCUGGGCCCACGAAAGCUCCUGCACAGCGGCAAGCUCUACAAGGCAAAGAGCAGCAAGGAGCUCUAUGGCUUCCUCUUCAACGACUUCCUCCUUCUAACGUACAUGGUCAAGCAGUUUGUUUCCUCGGGGUCGGAUAAACUCUUCAGCCCCAAAUCCAACUCUCAGUUCAAAAUGUACAAGAUGCCUGUUUUCCUUAACGAAGUCCUUGUGAAAUUGCCAACUGACCCUUCCAGCGAUGAACCUGUUUUCCACAUAUCCCACAUCGACAGAGUUUACACACUAAAAACAGACAACAUUAAUGAGAGGACUGCCUGGGUCCAGAAAAUCAAAGCUGCAUCGGAGCAUUACAUCGAGACAGAGAAAAAGAAGCGGGAGAAAGCGUAUCAAGCCCGCUCCCAGAAGACCUCUGGAAUAGGACGCUUGAUGGUGCACGUGAUUGAAGCAACAGAACUAAAAGCCUGUAAACCCAACGGGAAGAGCAAUCCGUAUUGUGAGAUCAGCAUGGGGUCUCAAAGCUAUACCACUCGGACGCUGCAGGACACUUUGAACCCCAAAUGGAACUUUAACUGCCAGUUCUUCAUUAAGGACCUGUACCAGGAUGUCCUGUGCAUCACCAUGUUUGACAGGGAUCAGUUCUCACCUGACGAUUUUUUGGGUCGCACUGAAAUUCCAGUGGCAAAAAUCAGAACAGAACAGGAGAGCAAGGGACCUUCAACAAAACACUUGCUGCUGCACGAGGUCCCAACUGGGGAAGUCUGGGUCCGCUUUGACCUGCAGCUCUUUGACCAGAAGACACUCCUUUAAAGAAAUGUGUUUCAUCAUA